UUCAGGUCUGUUUCUCUCUGUCUGAUGAUCAUGAUGUUCACGAUAAACCAAGCAGCACUGCUCUUCGUUCAGCUGUUAGUGGUGUGGCAUGUCUUUGCAGAGAUCGCUAAAGAUGACCACAGAGCUGUGGUGGUGUCCAGAGGAGACUCAGUGACACUGACUUGCAACAUAUCCAAGACAAAUGCAACACUGAUCACCUGGACCAACAACAGAUCUGUUUUUAAAUAUUCCAUUGCACUGAAUCGCACCUAUUCAAAUUUCUCAUUGCAUAGACUGAAAAUAAAUCAUGAGCUAAUUAUUUUUAGUGCUCAGCCUGAAGAUGAAGGACUUUAUACAUGUAACAUAACAGACAGACGUGGUGUAAACAGCAUUACAUGGAAUUUAACUGUGUCUGAGAACCCAGAAGAAUCCACUUCAUCAAAGUAUUUUCUACACAUACUCCCACCUGCAAUUGGAUUGCUUCUGUGUUGCAUCACACUGGCUGUCUUCCUCUACAGAAAAAUCAUGAUGAUGAAACUAAAUCAGGAUGCAGUCCGGGAUCAGAUUCCUCCUCAGUCAGGAGAAGAGACAUCUCUCCCUCAGCCACAGGGUGGCAGCACUGAUUGUAAAAACAACAGGCAGAGGAGUCAGUAUAUGGAGAGACUGAAUUCAAUCUAUGAUCACUUCUCAACUGAAAAACCUUCCAGUUCCUGACAGACAUGAACAGUGUCAGAGCAGAAACUGCAAGGGAACGCCAUCUGAGGGAGGACACCCGGGCUAUAAUACCCUCAGCUUCAGCUCAGACAAAUGACCUGAACCCCCCCCCCCUGCACUGUCCCCACUGCUGUUCCGCAUAAACCUGAACCCCCUUAGCCAGAUCAUUAACAAGACCGGCUAGGGAUACCAACUACACAAUCAAGCAAUCAUCAGCCACCACCUCUACAUGGAUGACAUCAAGCUGUAUGCCAAGAGUGAACGAGACAUAGACUCACUGAUCCAUACCACUAGGAUAUACAGCAAUGACACUGUGAUGUCAUGCGGACUGAAGAAGUGUAGUGAGGUGGUAACAAAGAGAGGGAAAGCAGUCAGAACUGAGCGAACUGCACUAGUAGAAGGCAACAAUGCAGACAUCAAGCACAGCUACAAGUCCAUCCAUACCAUGCAUGGAGGGUUUCACCAUAUCCUGAGAUUGUACACUAAGCAGAAUGAAGGAGACUAGUGAGUGUCAGUGUCAUUAUUGCUUUACUCUGCAGAAAAAUUAUGAUAAGGACACUGAAUCAGGAUCAGUUUCUCCCUCAGUCAAGACAAGAGGUCAGAAGAUCGUCAUCAUCUUUGAUACUCUCAAAUUUGUUUACUUUAUUCUCUAUCUCAGAGUCAGCGCCAAAUUUUAUUUUAGCCUUUUGUCUUUAUAGGUAUAUUUAUUUAUACAUGAUUUCAAGCUCUCUGAACCAUUUUCCAACAAAAAACACUCAGGUAAUUCAGACCUUCACCAAGGCAGGUCACUCUCUGUGCAGUAUUUUAGGGAAUAGUGUUGUAUUUUGUAUUCAUUAAUUUGGUUUUCUUUGUUGCUUUUAAGCAUUUUUAAAGAAGUUUCACUGCAGAAAUAAUUAAGUGUAAAGUGCAGACUUUUGCUCUUCGCCCAACAGAAAUACUUUUUAAUAUGCGUGCCAUAAUUUUGAGUAUAAUAAUAAUAAUUUUUUAUUGUUCAUUAAUGUGGAUGUAGUGCAUUUUUGUUUAGUAAAAUUUCUUUAAAUAUUUAGUAAUAAUUAGCAAAUGAACAAAAGUUUUCUAUGUUAAUGUCCAUUUUUGGAGUUUAGCUAUUCUGUUUUUACAUUUUGUAUUUUUGUAUUGGUUUUUUGUUUUUUUUUCUUUACGUCAGAGAGUGGUACAGACGAGUACAGAGCUGUGUUGUUGUCAAGAAGACACUUGGUGAUGUUGACUUGCAGCAUAUCCAAUAAAAAAA
Oreochromis aureus is the source of this 1942-nucleotide messenger RNA. RefSeq lists its product as uncharacterized. The transcript is spliced from 5 exons. NCBI's taxonomy places the organism in Eukaryota, Metazoa, Chordata, Actinopteri, Cichliformes, Cichlidae. The record is from RefSeq and is a predicted model, not a curated record. Bases 25 to 693 code for a protein of 222 amino acids.